Molecule: messenger RNA, 2003 nt
Organism: Brachypodium distachyon (stiff brome)
Lineage: Eukaryota; Viridiplantae; Streptophyta; Magnoliopsida; Poales; Poaceae
Product: probable galacturonosyltransferase-like 7
Exons: 1
Coding region: 579-1682 (367 amino acids)
Cellular component (GO): Golgi apparatus
Molecular function (GO): glycosyltransferase activity
Source: RefSeq, a predicted model, not a curated record
GCCGCAGCCGCUGCCGCUCAGCCAGGCAAGCUGCCUCCUCUCCUCUCUCACCCCGCUCUCCCUUCUCAAGGCCGGGAGAGAAAAAGAAGGCACGACGAGAGAUAAACCCCGGAUCCCCAAAAUCAGAGCCCGAAAGUAGAAAAACCGAAGCGGCACAUACACAAUAGGCCGCCGCCGCCACCGCGCUGCAGAAAAGAAAGCCGAGCAGUCGCAGCGCAAGGGGGAGGGGAAUCGCCUGUCGCCGCGGUGGGUUGGUGGGUGCCGUCGCCUCCUAUUCCCAACCCCGUCCCCCGUUACCACACCUCGCUUCGAUGCCCCUCUCGCUUCUUCCCCACUCCACGCGCCGAUCCGCCAGCCAAGAAAGCACGAGGCGAUCCAAUUGAGGAGGAGGCGAGGUAUCCGUGGUGACUCUGCCGGUAGCUGCACCCCCUCUUUUAUCGUCCUAGCCACCAAACCUGGCCACGCUGCCGCUGGACGACGCCAUCGCCCGCCUGCACGGCGUCUUGGGGUGGUCGAAGAACCACAGCCGCGGUCGGCCCGGCGCCAGAAAGCGGUGGCCGCGCGCCCGGGGCGGCGCGAUGCUGUGGGCGGCGCGCGCGUCCGGCUUCUUCUCCGCCGCUCUGCUGAUGGUGGUGCUGUCGCCGUCGCUGCAGUCCUUCCCGCCCGCCGAGGCCAUCCGGUCGUCGCAGUUCGACAGCCACGUCCGCUUCCCCGGCCAGAUCGCCGGCGGCGCCAGGGGGGGCCUCGCCUUCCGCCGCGCGCCGUCCUUCCGCAAUGCCGCCGACUGCGGCAACGGCACCGGCAAUGUCUGCGACCCCUCGCUCGUCCACAUCGCGAUUACCCUGGAUGAGGGCUACCUGAGGGGCUCGGUCGCCGCGGUCCACUCCGUUGUGCAGCACGCCAUGUGCCCAGAGAGCGUCUUCUUCCACUUCCUCGUCUCCGACCCGAGCCUGGGCGACCUCGUCCGCGCCGUGUUCCCGCAGCUCCGGUUCAAGGUCUACUACUUCGAUCCGGAGCGCGUCAGGGGUCUCAUCUCGUCGUCGGUGAGGCAGGCGCUGGAGCAGCCGCUCAACUACGCCCGCAACUACCUCGCCGACCUCCUCGAGCCCUGCGUGCGGCGGGUCAUCUACCUGGACUCGGACCUCGUCCUCGUCGACGACGUCGCCAAGCUCUGGCGCACCGACCUCGCCGGCCGCACCGUCGGCGCGCCGGAAUACUGCCACGCUAACUUCACCAAGUACUUCACCGACCGGUUCUGGUCGGAGAAGAGGUUCUCCGGGACGUUCGCCGGUCGGCGGCCGUGCUACUUCAACACUGGCGUCAUGGUGCUCGACCUCGCGCGGUGGCGGCACGAGGGAUACACGCGGCACAUCGAGCGGUGGAUGGAGAUACAGAAGUCGCCGCCUGGGCGCAUCUACGAGCUGGGGUCUCUGCCGCCCUUCUUGCUGGUGUUCGCGGGGCACGUGGCGCCGAUCGAACACCGGUGGAACCAGCACGGCCUCGGCGGCGACAAUAUCUUGGGCAGCUGCCGCGACCUCCACCCGGGGCCGGUGAGCCUGCUGCAUUGGUCGGGCUCCGGCAAGCCGUGGGCGCGGCUCGGCGCCGGCCGGCCGUGCCCGCUCGACGCGCUCUGGGCACCCUUCGACCUGUACGGCCCCGCCGCCGUGGAGUCGUCCCGGUAACCGCAAACACUACAGAAAAAAUUCUUUUCCUUCUUUUCGCCGACCCGUAUAAAUCCUGAGCUCUAAUUCUUGGUCACCGUUACAUGUUCAAUCCUAUAUGUUUUUCCUUCUCUUUCUCGUUCUUUUUCCUCCUUCUUUCUGUUCAAUCAAAAUGUCUUGUGUUAGAUUGUUCGUUGUUCGUACCUAGUUAUAUCACAUAUUUUUGAUCGUUUUGUCAUACUACAAAAGAGGUCAUCUGUAUCAUACACUUCUCUUCAGAGUUGCAGCCUCAUCAUCAUAAAUAAAAGGAGCACACACACAGAGAGAGAAAUAAACUUUGCA